AUCGGAAAGGGAAGCUGCAAUAUGGAGGUUGUUGAGGCUUGUUCAAAGAGAAAAGACUCGUGUACCAAUACAAUGGCGUGUCCAUGCAAGGCAAAAUACAAAAGAUACGUGCAGCCUCCACGUGCAAAGUCCUUUGCACCGGAGCGAGUAUACAAGGUGCCGUCGAAGCAGCUCGAUGACAAGACGACGUAUCACUUGUCUUAUCUAAAUGUGGAUCGCGCAGCGGCGCGUUGUGCGCGCCUACAACCAAUUCGGCCCGUUCACAGCUUUCAGAAAAGUACCGGCAAGUUUUUCGACGAAACAACAAACAAACUAUCCUACAGACCUGUAUGGCAGAUCAUCAAAGCAGAGCCUAUCUUGCCGAAACGUAGACCACUGACGAGUACAGGCACGAUGGAAACUGUAACGACGGUGCGCCAAGAUUACGUGGCGAAACGCGUGGAGAGGCCAGAGAUGAUUAUACCCUGCGGAAAUAUUCGCACAAGUUCGGCUCCGUUGGACGACAGAACGCUGGCAAGACUGUCCUACGUUUCUCCAGGGCCCAUUGAACCUGUAAUCAGUUUCAAACCGAUAUUAAAGUACCGUCCAUCGAGCCAGCCGCUUUCCAAAGAGACAACGCAAAACCUGAGUUACCAGCCCUUUGUCAUCGUUAAAAGAGAAUUUUAUCCUUGGGCGCAGAAACCAACGUACAAGCCUCCGGACAUCACAAUGUACGGCAAGACGACUUAUUCCGAGAGCUAUAUAGAGAACGAUGCAGUCUCCGUGGCGAAGCCCUUCGUUCCCGUCGCGACUUAUGUAUUUCCUUACGGCGCGGAAUUUGCGGAUAAAACCAUCUACAAGGAGAGCUAUCUACCGGGUAGCGCGGAGCGCAUGAUGCCGUUUGUUCCCGGCGGAAGUAUCUCUAUUCCCGACGCGAGAAUGUCCAGCGAUACGACUAGCAAGUUGAGUUAUCAACGGGUCUCGACCGAAAAGCGAAAGCCGUUUAUGCCGCGCACCAAGACCAUGCUGGCGACCGCUAAAAUGCAAUCGGAAACGACGACCCGUUGCGAAUACGUAGCAAAAACGACGUUGCGUCCGGACCUUAUCGUCCCCUCUGAUAACAUCCGCGCAGUCGACGUACCGCUGGAGGGAGACACAACUACCGGAUUAUCUUACGUAAAACCCGACGUGAUAAAACCUGUUCGCAGCUGCAAGCCCGUUAUGCAAUAUUACAGGCCGGACAUUAAGAUCGACUUCGAGACGAUAAAUAAAUUAUCGUACCAAACGUGGACGCCGAAAACAAAAGAAGAACUUCCGUGGGCUCAAAAGGGCAAAUAUCAAGCUCCAGAGUAUCCGAUGGUCGGCGACACGGUUUAUCACAUGAGCUAUCCCAUGCCUGGUCAUUAUGUCGAGGACGAAUCGUGCGUGACGUGUCCUUGCCCAAUCGACAAACAGGAUAAUGUUUCGUCUGCUGCGACAACUGCGUCUUAAAUGCUCUGGGAUUAAAUAGCGUCCGCUGUACGCUGAAGAUAAAUUGCACUUUACUUUCAUCAUUUAAAACUCGCAGUAGCCAACGUUCCCCAUUUUCUGGGACAAAAACCUUACGGAUAAAAUUAUCUUAGAGUAAAAAAAGCAAUAGCGUUCUUGAAAUUUGUCAAUAUUUAUUUCGUGUAUACUAAAGUUUCCCUUUGAGGAGGCUAAUAAUAUAUUGCCAGUAGAAGACUGUAUCAAUAAAUAAAGACGUAGAGACGAUUGCGUCAACUAUAUUUAUUAAUUCAUUCUUCCGCAAUUCAAUCAUGGCUAAAUUAAUAACAUAGAUAUAACAUUGAGAACGUCUUGAAUUUACAUCUUGCUCCUCGGGAUUUCGGAUAUGGAAAUAUACAUCGAGCAAGUCGUGUGAAAUCUAUUCUAAAUAUAGCUGAAGCAAUAAACAGCCGGGCUGCUGGAUAGCUUUAUGGGUAACCGCCUAUCAAGGGGAAGAUCCGCGAGUUCUACUUCCCUGUGCUUUGCCAUUCUACUCGUGAUGUGACAGAUUUCGAUGGAAAAAUAUUAUUCUGUUGUACCGGUGACGCGGAAGCUUAAAUCACGUGUUAUAUAUCGCAAAGCCACGGUACUUUACCCGAAUAGGGAUCAGUUAAAUUACGAUCGGUUAAAGUAGAAAGAAAAAGAAUGAACAGAACCACUGUAUUUGUUCUACAAUGUACUUUAUUUCGCGUUUAAACAUGCGUGUUACGUUAUAUUGUAAAACAUACAGGGGAGGGAAUAGGGCACCAUAGUAAUUACCUACAAUAACUUGUAAGUUAUUAUAGCUAGUUUAAGUUAAAAAAGUAAGGAGAUUUUAUGUUAACUCUAUGAAAAUUAGUCUCCUUACUUUUCCCCUUAUCUCUCUCUCUCUCUCUGUCUCUCUAUCUUAUACCUCUAAAAAUAUUCCUUAAUUCUAAACAUAAUUCUAAGGUUGCUAUUAAGAUUUCAAUCUAAAUUUUCGCAAAGACACCCUAAAUUAUUUUUCAGAAACAAACUCUCUCUCUCUCUCUCUCUCUCUCUCUCUCUCUCUCUCUCUCUCUUUCUCGACAAAAUACUACAUAGGUUAAAGAAACUUAAGAUAUCACUGAAAUAAAAAAACUUAAAAAUUAAUUAAAACCUUUUUUCCUUUCACAUCGACGAGAUCUUUGCAGAACUUGCCGAAAAAUUACAGAAUGCAAAAUUUUAAAAUGCGCAAGGCACUUACUUCAGGUUACAUCACACAAUGCACUUUUAAAUCUACAUAACACGCGCUAUCAUUCCUUUUAACUUUACCUUCCCGUGUAAUUAAACAAAAUGCGUCGAAACUAAAUAUUAAAUCGAUUUCCCAUUUUUCAUGGCUGCUCUACGUCCAAAAUCCAAAAUGCAUGCAAUGGCAAUUUGACUAGGUGUUCGCGGAAAUGAUCGUCUACGCAUUAUUGAAUUUAUGAGCGCACGCUCGAAAAAUCUCUUAUAUGAUCAUCAUCUAACAACCCUAAACAGUUGAAUUAAGCAAGUGAUAUUGCAAGAAGUGGUUUUUCUCCUUAUAAUUCUCCAAAAGAUGAAAACCAAUUUGUUACCAUGGUAUCGUAACUACGCAAAUUAUAAAAAAAAGGAGAAGAAAAGACAUAACACGUGAUUUACAUUAUUUCGUUAAAAUAUUCUCU
Vollenhovia emeryi is the source of this 3146-nucleotide messenger RNA. RefSeq lists its product as uncharacterized. Gene Ontology annotation, cellular component: cytoskeleton; axonemal microtubule; sperm flagellum. Gene Ontology annotation, molecular function: microtubule binding. The coding region runs from base 22 to 1470 and encodes 482 amino acids. The transcript is spliced from 6 exons. Gene Ontology annotation, biological process: microtubule anchoring. NCBI's taxonomy places the organism in Eukaryota, Metazoa, Arthropoda, Insecta, Hymenoptera, Formicidae. The record is from RefSeq and is a predicted model, not a curated record.